UGAUAAAAUGAAAGAUUUUGAAAUUAUUGAGGAAAAAAUUACAAAUAUAAUUCAUGAAAAUAUGUUGCUGUCCGCACUGGCCAUAGAUUCAAUAAGAAAUUCUACAGGAGAGGAGAAAAGUAAAGAGGUUGGGAGGAAACCAACAAAGUCAUUGGACACAGAGAAUGAACUUCUUUAUGAAGUUCUCAAGAAUGUUGAAAGCCAGCUGGACAAAGAGCCUCUUUUACAAGCACAAGAGUCUAAAAAGGAGGGGAAAGAAUCAAAGUUAAAUGAAAAGCUGAAUGACACAGCAGUGUUGGGCAACAACUGGAUCAGAGAGCUCAAAGCCACAGAAAACGAAGCAGUGAAAGACAUCACCAAACCAAAUCAAUCAACCCAGCUGACAUCACAAAAUGAAUAUUUACCGCUGGCUGCAGAAGAGGAAAUGCAAACGGUAAACACCAUAGAAAAGAGCAAGAGCAGUAAAGCACUGAAAGCAGAUGAAAUAAAUGCAGUACAUGGAAGUACAACCAAGGUGUUUGAUUCCAAAGAAGCUAUUGAGUAUUCUUUGAAAGAAAAUACAACAAGUGUAGACAAUGAAUUUAAGCAGCCAAUGGAUACUUCAACAAUACAAGAACAACUGGAACCCAAAGUACCUGUAGCUCAAGAUGAGGGAACCAGGAGUAACAACGAAAUUCAGGACAAGCACAGUUGUGUUAAAAGGGGGAGUCAAAGUGAAAUAAAGACUAAAGAAGAUGAAAGUGAAAUAAAUGUUUCAUCAAUAAAAAGUUUAGUGAAUGAAAGUUCUCGCAAGAGUCCCAACUCUGAAAUUAUUAACCAAGAAGACCAGGAGUCUGUUGGAGUACAACAUAUGAGUGUUGACAAGCACGAUGAAAUUGCUGAUCCUGCAAAGGCAUUAAAUGCUGAAAGAACACCGGAAAGCCACAGUCUUGACAUAGCGGCAACACAGAGUUCUCAACAAAAAACGGAAACAAAGGAGACUCCAAAAAAAAGUUUGGAAGAAGUAAUGCCAGCUGCCACAAAUAAAUGUGAAAUUGGGCAUGUAAUUGAAAAUGCUGAAUCUAGUGUUCAUUUCCAAGCGCACGAGGGCUCUGUAAACAUCAGAUCUGAUCAUGAGGGCGUCCAGAAACAGGAUGAAAACACUCAUCAGGACGCAGAUUGCAAAGUGCUAAACGUAAACCAAGAAAGUAAAGCAAAAAUAGUAACAGCAGAAGCUAUCGAGAACAUGGCCGAAGAUUCUGAAAUGUCUACAAACUUAAGUUUGUCUUCAAGCAAAAGAGACACUGGUAAGAGUGAUAUGAAAGAAAAAGAAGUAUCUAAAGAAAAUGAUGAGCAAAUGAUGGCUGCAACGCAAAAGUUCAAGCCCAGUCAGAUUGAGGUCACAGAACAACAAGGCUUGGCCGCCGGUGUUUUAAAUAGUUUAUUUGAUCAGAAUGCCAAAGAGGCCAAAGAAAAGAAAAAAAAGACAACACAUGCGCUACAAAGCAAUAAAGCAGCUAAAAACCUCAAUACUUCCCAACAACCAGGAAAAGCACCACUUAAUGGUGGUUCCCCUCUUCCUACUGCAUUGAAAUCACUGAGUCCACCUCAGGGAAUUCAGCUCAAGAACGAGUUGCCAUCUAGCUGGUUAAACGUGGAACAUCAUCACAAACAGAAAAAGGGCAACAGGCAGAAACUAAAUGACUCGGCCAGUGAGGACGAAUCUCUUGAACCGGACGAGUUUGAGGAUUUCAUCAGGAGCAUUAAAGCGGGCGGCAUUCCCUUCCCACUGCCUCCUAAGAAGCACCCACGUAAGAAGUCCCCAUCUUCCCCUUUUGCUAUGCCAGCCAUUAGGGAGGAUCAUUUUGAAAAAACUUUUGAUCCAGAACAAUUCCAGUUUGGCUUGAGAAAGAAAGGCAAACUUUUGAAGGACCCAUCUCCAGCGAUGAUGUUAAAACAAAAAGCAGCCAAUCGGGCAGGACGGAGCGUGGAAAAACAUGGACCAGUCAAUUCCACGCUCUCAGGUAAAGACCAAAGGCGUGAUGAGGAAAAAGGAAAAUCUGAAGUCAAAGAGGGGUUCACGAUUGAGCAGAACAAUGGCGAGGGGCCAGGGAAGCUAUCAUCCCGGUUAGAAAGGAUAUCCAUCCUCUCUAACUUACUGAGUUCCCCUCGGUCCAGUAAGAGGAGCAAAGAGGAAACGGCCUCUCACCAAAAUAACGUUUCAUCCAAACAACAGACAAAUGCGCCCUCGUUUGGAGAGCAGGAAGCUGUUGAUGCAACCUUUCCUGAACGUGAAUCAGAUAUGCAGGGUGUGACAAGGAGAGGUGCAGGCUGUACUGUGAGUGGUUGUACAGCUGCUGCCAGUGAGUCAACAAUUAGCCCCUCCCCGCCUUCUCUGCCCUUGUGUUCACAAAUCAAACCGCCAAAAUGUUGGGAGGAAAAGCUUGACGACAGAGGAGAGUCUGAGACUGACCAGGGCUCCACAACGGCACCUAAAACCAAGCAGGAUCCUGACGGAUUUAUUCCAAUGGACAAGGCUUUAACACCUAAGGUCAAUAAUGCUGAGCUGCCUCCACCCACCAAAUACAUCACAAAGACUCCUCGGAAGAAAAACACGAAGACACCUGUGGCUAAAGGGUUCCACAAAAGACCCGGAAAGAUUUUCAUACAUGGACAUGAUAACUUGGGCGCUGAAGUGUAUGAACUAUGGAGUGACGUCGAAGAUGCGACGCAGAUGAAACUCUCUCCUGUCAUCUUGGUGCGAGUCAUCAGAGGAUGCUGGCUCCUGUAUGAACAUAAGGGCUUCCAGGGCCGUGUCAUUGCCCUCGAGGAAGGUCAAACAGAUCAUAUAGUGAACAUGUGGGCUGAGGAUGGUGCCCCAACAACUCUGGACGAGAAAGGUCAGCCAGUAUCACCGACGCCCAUGACCAUCGGUUCUAUUCGACUGGCAGUAAACGACUAUACCCAGCCCAGAAUUGACCUGUUUACAGAAGUUAAUGGUUUGGGAAGGGUCUCAUCUUACUGUGAUGACAUAGUUGAAAUUGGCUCCUUUGGGAUCCCCCAGGCCACUGGUUCCAUAAAGGUCCAUUCUGGAGUCUGGCUCGUGUACAGUGAUUCUGGCUUUAGAGGUUUCGUAGGAGUGCUGGAAGUGGGCGAGUUUCCUUGUUCAGAGACCUGGGGAUUCCCUCAGCCCUUUGUUGGCUCUCUCAGGCCCCUUCGAAUUGGAGCAAUAAAGGUGGAACAUCCCAAAGAGGUCAAGGCGCUAGUGUUCGAGAAGCCCGAUUUUGAGGGCGACUGUUUAGAGGUGGAUGGUGACUUGUGCAAGUUGAUUGAGGAAGAGGGAGAAGCAGAACAAGGCAGCUCUGGUGGAACUAAGAAGACAAUCUCUGCAGUCGGCUCACUCAAGAUACUUGGUGGUCUCUGGGUUGGCUAUCAAGAGGAAGACUUUGAGGGUCAACAAUACGUCCUGGAGGAAGGAGAGUAUCCUCAUUGCAGUGAUUGGGGCGGAUCUGAGGAUGAUCUUCUCUCAAUUCGGCCCAUUAGGACUGAUUUCCUGUCCCCGCACAUUAAAUUGUUCAGUGAGCCCAAUUUGGAUGAGCGGGGUCUCAGUGUGGAUUUGAUGGGGCCAGUUAUCAACAUGGAGGAUAUCGGCCACGGCGGAAAAACCCAGUCCAUCAACAUCCUGAGUGGGGUCUGGGUGGCAUUUGAGAAUCCUGCAUUCAGCGGCGAGCGCCACAUCCUGGAGAGAGGCUUGUAUUCAUGUCCAGAAGACUGGGGUGCCCAGAAUUGCAAGAUAUCAUCAAUCCAGCCAGUCUUCAAUGAAACAUUGUUGGAGUCUAGGUUCAAGGCGAAGCUGUUCUCUGAACGCAACUUUAUGGGUGAACUGGUGGUUCUGGAGGACAGUGCAGCAGCUUUGGAUGAGGACUUUGUGCCCAGGUCCUGUAAGGUGCUGGCUGGCAGCUGGAUCACUUAUGAAGGCAGAAACUUCUCUGACAACAUGUACUUACUGGAGGAAGGAGAAUAUCCCGACACGGAAUUCAUGGGCUUCUUGUCAUCAGACGUGAGGGUCCGUUCCAUGCAAACUGUUGGGCAUGAAUUGUCGCUCCCCUCCCUCUUGCUGUUCAGCAAGCUGGGCUGCACAGGUCGCAGGGUGGUGCUGACUCAUGGGAUAGUGAACCUGCACCAAGCGGGCUGGGGUGCUCACAUACGCUCUCUGGCGGUGGAGGGCGGAAAGUGGGUGUUGUACGAAGGCAGCAACUAUCGCGGUCGACAGGUCCUGCUGCAGCCAGGCCAAGUGGUCGACUGGUGGAAGUUCAGUGGAUGGAAGGGAAUCGGAUCGCUGCGGCCGUUGCUGCAGAAACAGAUCGGUAUCCGUCUGCGGAACAAUGAGACGGGAUGUCUGAUGUCGCUGACGGGGGCGCUGGAUGACAUCCAGCUGAUGAGGGUGCAGGCUGUGGAAGACACAGGCGGCGAAGAGCAACUCUGGCUCUACCGAGACGGUCAUCUUACCUGCAAGCUGGCGGAGGACUGUGGACUGGAGACCACAGGCAACAUGAUGAUGGCAGGCAGUCGGCUUUGUGUGUCGCCAGAGGGAGGAAAAGACAAUCAGCUGUGGGAGGUCACCUCAGACGGUCUUGUGCGCUGCCACUUGCAACCUGGCCUGGUCCUCGAGGUCAAAGGAGGUCAUCAGUACGACAAGAACCUGGUGAUCCUCAACACGUUCGAGGAGGGAAAACCAAACCAAAGAUGGACACUGGAGAUUUUGUGACCGUACGGGCCAUAUUGUGGCACUCAGACGCGACGCCGCUGGUGGAGCUCCUCACACCACUCAGACGGGUCCCUAGUUGGCUUUUGCACAAACACUGCACUUCUGUAGCAUUUGGACCCAUGUGGAGGAGGGUAACCAUGUUCUGAUCUUUGAGUAGUUGUUAACACUUCUAUUUUGUUGAUAUUGCUUUUGUAUUUUACAAUGAAGAUAAAUAUGUUCUUAUUUAUCGACCCAUAUCCUCUCUAAAUGUUGCAUUGCAUGUGGUGAAAUGUCAGCCUAAUGCUGCGACUCUCUCUCGACGUUAUGGUACGUGUCUGGUACGUGGUGUCUGUUUCCUCAUCUUGUGUUGAUGGACGCAACGAAGCCUAAACUCCAAAGAUAUAUUUUAUUUACACAUUUUGUCACUACUGUUGGUAAUAAUAUUGUAAAGUUUGUCAAUGUUGUCAGAGCAGGUUUUAACACUGAAUGAGAUUCACAUUAUUAGAUUGUAGAUUUUAAUCAGACAGAACAUUUGAAUCAACUGUUGUAAAUAUGUAAACACAAAAGAGAAAAUACCUAUUAUGUUCUCAUGUAUCAUUUCAGACAUUUUUUUGCAGUGGCGGGAAACAAUUUUGAUGCAAAUAGUAUCCGUGCAUUUGUGAAAUAUUUAUUAGUUGGGCUCGCCUUGUGGAUCUAUUUUAACUUUGGCUCCAAUAACAUGGGAAUUCUUAGAAUGCUAAUAACGCUGUAUGGACCCAUUCGGAAAAAUUCUCAUAACAAGAGGGAAACACGUGACGUGGCUGGUUGUUUUUGCUCAUGUCGUGUGUUUCAGGAAGAAAGUUCAAAGAAAUAUAUGUUAGCGUAACAUAUUCUCCUUUUAGCUAAACCGUGGGAGAUUCAAUAAUGCUUGUGAGAUUGACUGAGAUGAAGUGUUGACUUUUGAUCAAAAGGAGCAAGAUUUGAAUGGAGUUUGAGCACAUUCCCUCUUUUCAAGUACUGUAUAUAACGCCUGGCUUCAUUUGAGCCCACAGAUGCCCAUCCACCAUUUCACCAAUGUGGAGACUUGAAGGAGUAAAUUGUGUGGCCCCAGUGACAAUUUAGUCCCAAAAUUUUUAUUUAUUUUUUUUUUAAAGCUGCCAUGCACUCUCGCCCUCUGCCAAGCAUGUGCCCACAUGCUAUUCUGUAAAAUAACUAAUUCCUUUCAGGCUAACUUUCAUUUCCCUCUUUCAAUCCAGACAGGAGAGACCAUUUCACACUUUUUUUUUGUUUUAAUAAAAGUGGAUCUGCCCAAAAAAAAAAAAAAAAGUCUAUAAGUGUGAUAUUGUGUUGACGUGUGGCUGAUGUCAGUCCAUGGUGUACCCUGCCAUUUGCCCAAUGUACCAAUUGCUGUUAAAAUCAGGAUUUAAAAUCAACAUUUAUUUAGGAUGAGAAAAAUAAAACAUUUUCUAACAUUUAGCAGGUUUAAAUAGUCUUUACACUCAACUUCAACAGUGAAACGCAUCAGUGCUUAAUGGAGUUGACGAGAUUGUGUUUGUGCUCCACAUCAUCUGCCCUUGUUGAUCUGGACCACAGUCUUCCCUCGGGCGUGCCCCUUCUCCACCUUCGCAAAGGCCUGAGGAACCUGCGCAAAGCUGAAGGUUUCUUCUACAACGGCAUGGAUCUGCAAAUGAAGCCAGCACAGGUCAAAUGAGUUGUGCAUUUGUAAAUUCAUUUGACGCAGUUUUUGAAUGGCCUGCCCUGCACUCUGUAAACAUAACCAAAUGUAUUUCAUGUUAUCUGAAUUGAUAGUAAGAUGUCACUGCAUCAUGUGCAACGUACAUUCACAGUAACUAGAAAUGAUAAUGAGCAUGUCCAAAAGUCCCCAAAUUAGUCGUACCAUUGCCAGAUUUUGACGUAAAUGGAAUCUUUAUUUGGUGAAUGGGCAAAACGGUGGUCUACCGGGGAGCACGUCUCGGAGUACACCGCCUUCCUCUUAACAUUCCAAAUACAAGUUUCUUAGGUUACUUGAAGCCUCAAAAUUGUCCAUAGGUGUCAAUUAUUGUGCCCUGCAAUUGACUGCAAUCAGUCCAUCAAAAUGUGAAUCAUUAGGGGAUUAUGCUGUAUAUUUAUUUUUCUCCAUUACUUAACUGUUAUUAAUACUGGGUGGAUUUACUGCGAUAUAUAUUUUUUCCCUCUAUACUGUACGUUCCUAACAGUGCAUUAUCAUAAAGCGUGAAGUAUGUUACCAUACCUGCCCUGCAUC
This is a messenger RNA of Phycodurus eques (leafy seadragon), 6968 nucleotides long. It is a transcript of the gene crybg1a, whose product is annotated as crystallin beta-gamma domain containing 1a. Lineage: Eukaryota; Metazoa; Chordata; Actinopteri; Syngnathiformes; Syngnathidae. The transcript is spliced from 19 exons. The record is from RefSeq and is a predicted model, not a curated record. Bases 8 to 4747 code for a protein of 1579 amino acids.